GCUACAUCUUUUUUUCUCUUCGUUUGCACCUAAUGUCCAAGCUGCGGUGCGUAGUGAACCAAUGAAACUCGUCGAAAAGCAGCGAGGGAGAGGGAGGAAGAAGAAUGAAUAGCAUAAAGACCAGCCCAACAAACUAGCUCUUUCAUUUUCAUUUUUUUUUCCUGGACUUCUUUUUGAUCUUUGAUCUCCUCUCUUUUUUUUUCUUUUUUAAUGUUCUGUUGACAUGUCUAAUUGCGCCUUCGUUCUCUGCGUGACUUUUACGACGCGAAGGAUCUUUUUUGUUUUCCUGUGUGUCUCGUAUACUAUUUUCUAGGGCAAGCCAGCGCGGCGGUUGCAAACCCGCGGCCUUUUCUUUCUCUCAGUAUUAUUAUUAUUCGGCACGUCGCAGAACAAGCAGCCUAGGCUGAACAUUUUGAUUUCAAAAGGAAACAGCAACCACUCUUUCCACGGUGUGCUUUUCCCUUUUUUUUUCAGCCAGCUGUCUUAGUUCCUAGUAUCUUCAACACACGUUUUCUUCCUCUCGGUUCUCCUUUCCCCCUCCUUGCUUAUUUUGUGAGCCUGCGAGGGGAAUGGAAGGGACGGAAAAAAUGAGUUGAAUGUGAUUGGCAGCGGAGAGAUUGGCGGAUCUCGGUCAUUUAGGGUAAUGCUCUAAACUAUCUUCUCCUCUUCUACUUCCUCCUGAAUCCUGGUUCUUCCGUAUUCUGGUUUGCCUGGCACAGUUGUUUUCAGCAUCGAGAGAAACUCCGGUUUUUCGCUGAAAUCCACCCGCCCACCCCCGGUCCCUCCCACGACAGGGACCCAUGGGAUCCUUAAAAAGAUCCAUGAGUUUUGUUUUCCUUGCACUUCGUAAUGCGAUACUCUCUGAGAAAAAGUCCGACGACAAACACGACAGAUAAAGAAGAACGGAAUUGGGGCAGAUACUAGAUAGUGAAGAAACAAUGAGUAGCCUUGAUGGGGAUAUUGAUGCCAGAUACUCGCUAGUUAUGUAUUUCCCUAAAUGCCGUGCAAUCACUUCGACUCUUGGCUUCCUAUCCUUCUUAUUCUUGCCGUGUGUCACAUCGUUGUUUGUUCUUGAUUGAUGCCGGUUAUUUUGAAUUUCAUUGGAAAAGUGAAUUUCGUCUUUGAACUUAAAAAUAAAAACUGUGACGGGUGCGGUAAGGUGAGAGGGUGCGAGCCGGCCACAGGCCGCUCUUUUUCCUUUCAUCUUCGGUCUCCCUCCUCACCGGUUUUCUCCUUUUUUUCUUUCCUUGGACAAAGGAAGAACUGAAUAAGGCGGUGGGCUAUGAUUGCCGCUUCUUUCUUUUGAGACUUUGAUUUCAAGUCAUAUAUAUUUUUUUUUACAUGUCGUUUUUCUACUUUUGUCUGCCUUCUUUUCUCCUUUGUUAUUUUUUUUUUUUACGUUUCGCUCAUAUAACUCUCUUUCAGAUUUACUUGCUUAAAAUAACCCCAAACCUGUUGUUUCCUCUCUCUUUUAUACAUUCGUUUUUGUUUGUUGUUUCCUCCUCUUUCUCUUGCUGUUUCAACGCCGCUAGCAUCUUUUUUUUCCUGACGGGACAACGACUGCCAGAGCGGCUUUUGAUUUUCUUCUCUAAUUAACAAAUGCUCUUCUUUUCUCUCUUUUCCUUUCUUUUUGCUUUGUGCGCCAGUGUAUGUUCUCAAGAUCCAAGUGGCGUAAAGCAUUGAUCCUUUUUUCCCCCGACUCCUCCCCUCUCAACGUGAUCCUUCUUGGGCUUGCGUCUCUUCGAUUGUUCUUCCCAUCUCAUCGCGAAGUUUUGUUUGUUUGUUUCGUUUUCCUGCUACGCAUUUAUCUCCCGUAUUUGAAUGAGGGGGCUGACUGCUGGCUGCACUGGGCAAAGGAGGCUGUCAAAAGCAGCAACACCAACAACGCAAAGAGGUGGAUGGGAAAGCACGGAAAGCGCUCUUUGAAGUUUGUAAAGGGACACAGGAGCAGGCGCCGCAUCGCUGUCAUUUGCAUCUAGUAAGAAAAUUUCAUGUUGUAUAGGUCCAUAUAAAUAUAAGGGUGUAACAUAAAUACUUGUUGAAGGCAGCAGAGGUUGUUGGGAUGCUCGAGUCAAACAACAGCAAAGAGAAGCCUACGCUUCCUUCCUCCCUCUUUUUUUACUUUCUCGCUGUGUUUCCUUGAGCGUCCUGCCCACCACUUGCGUGGCAUUCAAUGCGAUCAUGCAAAGAGUCAGGUAUGAAGGAAGCUUGCGGUGUUCACCGCCCACGUCGCAUCUUAGACACACACGCUUUGAAGAGAGUUUCACGAAUAAUAAACACGGGCACCAAAAAAUACAUUCUGUAUUGUGGGACAAAAAGAGAAAGAGACGCCAAAACGAUACGGAGGGAGAGGCGCACCUCAUUGAAGCGGUUCAUGUACUUCGUGAGUGCCUGGCGACGCCGGCUAACCCACACGCGACAGAACGCAAGCUGUGUCUUGUUGUUCCCGCUUAACAGGUGACUUUCUCUUUUUAUCAUUCUAUUAUUAUUGUUACUAUUACCCCCGAUCGUAGCACUAUGUGUUGUGCCGUCUUUUCCGUUUUCAUUGACUUAAAAAAUACAUAUAUCUUCAGCCUCUCUCACGCUGAAAAUAGUUCUGUUUUUACAGCUUUUCACUCAUUUUGCGUUUCGUGACUUGACAGCGACUAUCCUGUCUUUUCGAGGCUGUUGUAGGCAAGAGGUUGAAAGAGGUCGCGCUCUUUUUCUAGGUUUUCUCCUUUGCCCUGCGUUGAUCAAGUCUUCUCUCUCUCUUUUGUUUUGUGUUUUCGCUAUUUCCGCACAUUUCUUCUUUCGGGAAGAAAGUACCCCCUUUAUCUUAUUUUGAGUAGCUCGUUGUUUCUUUCUUUCUUGUUUCUUUCUUUUUUUUUUCCAAAUGAAUAGUACAACGAAUUGAUCAAGAAACUCUGUGUAAGCAGAGCCUUGAAGCGCAUUCAAUAAUAAUAGUGCAAAAAGAGAAAAUGAACUGGAGAGAGAGAAUCGCUGUUUUCUCACGCACACGUUGGUACAACGAAGCCCAAACUUUUCCCUCCAUGACGAAAGAGAAGGGCUUCUGUGUGUUGAUUGUAUGCUCAGCUUUCACCUUUCCGGUGUUUUUUGAUUCUCGACUCGUGGUGAGCAAGCACCUUGUGAGCAGAGCAGACAUUGUUGAAAUCACUGUUAUGCGACAUGUGGGGAUAAUUGGCGCGAUCGUGCUGUCAGGGAUGGUGUUGUUCCGACCGGCACUUAAAAAGAGAAAAAGUCGGAAUGAGUUCGCCUGUGUCAUUUGACGUGGUUUUCUCUAGUGCGUGUGUUUCCUCUCCUUUCCACUGCUCGUAUUUGUGCUUUUCUCCUCCGCUGACGUUCAUCUUCUCGCGAUUGACAAGUUCUUUGUUUCUUUUUCUUUUUUUUUUUGCAAGAAUUUUUCUUCUUCCGCCUGUCUCUCAAUCCAGAUCUCAUCUUUUCUGCUUUGCUCGGUUCACAACAGCAAUCGCUAACAGGAAAGACAAAAGCAGCAACGGAGAGUGCAACGUGCAAUUAUACAUCAUUUGCAGUCCAACAACAGCAAGAACGAUUCAAUCGCUGCUGCGCACCAAACACAACAUAAAAAACAGACAAACAAAAGCACAACACGUAUCCGCGCACGAUGUCUGACGUUCACGACACCCCCGCCGUGGAGGAUCAGGAUGAGCGUAUGAUCGCCGCCCGCGCUAAGGCCGACGCCGCCCGCGCAGCGGUAGAGCGCCGCCGUUCUCUGAGCAGCGGACCCAACGAACGCAGCCGCUCUGCCGGCAGCCACCACUCCAACCCGGCCGAUGCGGUGGAGCGCAGCCGCAGCGCAAACGGUGGCUCUCGCCGUGCGAGUAGCGAAGGCACAGGCGAGGUGAUCAUCAAACACCGCCCCAGCAGCGGUGGCGUCACACCCAACCGCUCCCACACGCCUGUCAGCGCGGGGGCUGGUGCGGCGAGACGCAGCGACGCGUCGGCCGCCGAGGCAGCCGCGGAAGCCCAACGCGCCGCCGCUCACGCCGAUGAUGCUGCUGCUGCUGCUGCUGCGGCGGCGGCGACCGAAGAGAAGGAUGCCAGGGACGACGCAGUGGCCAAUGACGCUUCCGACGCUCACGUUGAUGCUGCCCGCGCUGACGCCCACGAUGAAGUUGCCGCCGACGAUGACGCCGCCGAAGCGUCGGACGCGACCGAGUCGGAGGGUGUUGCAGACUACGCGGCUGCCGUCGAGGAGCUGCGCCGCGAGCAGGAGGCCCUGGCGCAUGACGACUCCAACUUAGAGCAGCGCCUGCAGCUGUACAGCGAGGUAGUCGGUCUGCGGAAGGAGCUGACGGUAGUGCAAGAGGACGAGGAGCGCCUGCGCCAGCAGCUGGCCAACACCGAAGCGGUGAUCGCCGCCAGCGACCCCGAGGUGGCGAAGGAGGUGGCCAUCCUCGAAGACGAGGCCCAGCAGUCCACCCUGCAGAAGAUCUGGGCCGAGGAGUCGGAGUACCACAACCCGGACAACAUGGACUGGGCAGAGAUCGACGUCAACAACCUGCGCGAGCGCGUCGAGGCGGCGCGGGCGAAGUUUGCCGCCGCUAGCGAGAAGGCCGACGCCCUCUACGCCCAGCAGGAGGAGGCCAUCAACGAAACGACCGACGCCCGCGAGAAGGAGAAGACCGCGAUCGCCGAGAACCACGAGCGCGAGAUGGACAACCUUGCCGACGCCCGCGCCAACGCCCGCCAGCUAGCAUCGGAGCAGCACUACCACCGCCAUCGCGGUACGGCGAAGCGCGCGCAGCCGCUGGUGUCGAAGGAGAAGGAGUGCCAGACCCGUGAGCGCCGCGUCGACGAGGUGGAGUUCAAGACCACCGCGCAAGUGGCGAAGAUGAAGGACGAGUUGGCGGAGCUGAUGGAGGAGGUCAAAGUCCUGAAGCACAACCUCGAUGACUCUCGCGAGACGACCGAGACGAAGCUCCGCGAGCACGAGGCGGCCCUGAAGGUCAUCGAGGACGAGGGCGCCGACGCGCGCGAGAUGAAGGAGAAGCUGUCCAAGGAAGAGGAGGAGCUGAAGGAGCUGAAGGCUGACCUCCAGGGUGUGAUGCACUACGUGCGCGCCAAGAACCGCGAGGAGGAGGGCUGGUAG
Molecule: messenger RNA, 5110 nt
Organism: Leptomonas pyrrhocoris
Lineage: Eukaryota; Euglenozoa; Kinetoplastea; Trypanosomatida; Trypanosomatidae
Exons: 1
Coding region: 3623-5110 (495 amino acids)
Source: RefSeq, a predicted model, not a curated record